AUGGAGUCUCGGGUCUUACUGAGAAGCUUCUGUUUGGUCCUGGGUCUCGGAGCAGCUUGGGGGCUCGGUGUGGACCCUUCCCUACAGAUUGACGUCUUCACCGAGUUAGAACUUGGCGAGUCCACGGCCGGAGUGCGCCAGGUCCCCGGGCUGCAUAAUGGGACGAAAGCCUUUCUCUUCCAAGAUACUCCCAGAAGUAUAAAAGCAUCCACUGCUACAGCGGACCAAUUUUUUCAGAAGCUGAGAAACAAACAUGAAUUUACUAUUUUGGUGACCCUAAAACAGACCCACCUAAAUUCAGGAGUUAUUCUCUCCAUUCACCACUUGGAUCACAGGUACCUGGAACUGGAAAGCAGUGGCCAUCGGAAUGAAGUCAGAUUGCACUACCGCUCAGGCAGUCACCGCCCUCACACGGAAGUGUUCCCUUACAUUUUGGCUGAUGACAAGUGGCACAAGCUCUCCUUAGCCAUCAGUGCCUCCCAUCUGACUCUACACAUUGACUGCAAUAAAAUAUAUGAAAGAGUGGUGGAAAAGCCCUCCACAGACUUGCCUGUAGGCACAACAUUUUGGCUGGGACAGAGAAAUAAUGCACAUGGAUAUUUUAAGGGUAUAAUGCAAGAUGUCCAAUUACUUGUCAUGCCCCAAGGAUUUAUUGCUCAAUGCCCAGAUCUUAAUCGCACUUGUCCAACUUGCAAUGACUUCCAUGGACUUGUGCAGAAAAUCAUGGAGCUGCAGGACAUUUUGGCCAAAACAUCAGCCAAGUUGUCUCGGGCGGAGCAGCGAAUGAACCGGUUGGAUCAGUGCUAUUGUGAAAGGACUUGUACCAUGAAGGGAACCACCUACCGGGAAUUCGAGUCAUGGACAGACGGCUGUAAGAACUGCACAUGCUUGAAUGGAACCACCCAGUGUGAAACUCUGACCUGCCCGAAUCCUGACUGCCCACUGAAGUCGGCUCUUGCGUACGUGGAUGGCAAGUGCUGCAAAGAAUGCAAAUCAAUAUGCCAAUUUCAAGGGCGAACCUACUUUGAAGGAGAAAGACAUACAAUCUAUUCCUCAUCUGGAGUAUGUGUUCUCUAUGAGUGCAAGGAGCAGACCAUGAAGCUGGUUGAGAGUGCAGGCUGUCCAGCUCUGGAUUGUCCAGAGUCUCAGCAGAUCACCUUGUCUCACAGCUGCUGCAAAGUUUGUAAAGGUUAUGACUUCUGUUCUGAAAGGCAUAACUGCAUGGAGAAUUCUGUCUGCAGAAAUCUGAAUGACAGGGCCGUCUGCAGCUGUCGAGAUGGUUUUAGGGCCCUUCGCGAGGACAAUGCCUACUGUGAAGAUAUUGAUGAAUGUGCUGAAGGGCGCCAUUAUUGCCGCGAGAAUACGAUGUGUGUCAACACCCCAGGCUCCUUCAUGUGCAUCUGUAAAACUGGAUACAUCCGGAUUGAUGACUAUUCGUGUACAGAACAUGAUGAGUGUGUCACAAAUCAGCACAACUGUGAUGAAAAUGCUCUGUGCUUCAAUACUGUCGGAGGACACAACUGUGUUUGCAAACCAGGAUACACGGGGAAUGGAACCACGUGCAAAGCAUUUUGCAGAGACGGCUGUAGGAAUGGAGGAGCUUGUAUUGCUGCUAAUGUGUGUGCCUGCCCACAAGGCUUCACUGGGCCCAGCUGUGAAACAGACAUUGAUGAGUGCUCAGAUGGCUUUGUUCAGUGUGACAGCCGGGCCAACUGCAUUAACCUGCCUGGAUGGUACCACUGUGAGUGCAGAGAUGGCUACCAUGACAAUGGAAUGUUUUCCCCCAGCGGAGAGUCGUGCGAAGAUAUCGAUGAGUGUGGGACCGGCAGGCACAGCUGCACCAACGAUACCAUUUGCUUUAACUUGGAUGGUGGAUACGAUUGCCGAUGUCCUCAUGGAAAGAAUUGUACAGGGGACUGCAUCCAUGAUGGAAAAAUUAAGCACAACGGUCAGAUUUGGGUGUUGGAAAAUGACCGGUGCUCUGUGUGCUCAUGUCAGAAUGGAUUUGUAAUGUGUCGACGGAUGGUCUGUGACUGUGAGAAUCCCACGGUUGAUCUUUUUUGCUGCCCUGAAUGUGACCCAAGGCUUAGCAGUCAAUGCCUCCAUCAAAACGGGGAAACCCUGUACAACAGUGGAGACACCUGGGUGCAGAAUUGCCAACAGUGCCGCUGCUUGCAAGGGGAAGUGGAUUGCUGGCCCCUGCCUUGCCCCGAGGUGGAAUGUGAAUUCAGCGUGCUCCCAGAGGGUGAGUGCUGCCCGCGCUGUGUCACCGACCCUUGCCAGGCCGACACCAUUCGCAAUGACAUCACCAAAACCUGCCUGGACGAGGUGAAUGUGGUGCGCUUCACUGGCUCCUCUUGGAUCAAACAUGGCACGGAGUGCACUCUCUGCCAGUGCAAGAAUGGCCACAUCUGUUGCUCAGUGGAUCCACAGUGCCUUCAGGAACUGUGA
Molecule: messenger RNA, 2451 nt
Organism: Pipistrellus nathusii (Nathusius's pipistrelle)
Lineage: Eukaryota; Metazoa; Chordata; Mammalia; Chiroptera; Vespertilionidae
Source: the annotation of a GenBank genome assembly